AAGAAAGGGAAAAAACAUAAUUUUAUAUUAUGAAACCCAUUUUUCGUGGACGUAAAUUGGUUAAUAUCGAAAUUUGGAUUGGACGAAAGAAACUGUCUUAAGUUUUUCACCACGGCUUCAGCUACAAAAGGACACGAAAAAUUAAAAAAAAAAAAAAGGAAAGGUACCUAACAAAAAGAUGAUCUUUUUCUAGUGUAUACCGGGAUUGUAAAACUAGGCGUCGGUUUUGUUUUUGUUGGAGGAGGCCGGCAAACACUGCGUAGAAAAUUUAAUUGGGUGAGGAGGAGGAGCUGCAGAAGAAGUGAUCAAUGGAGGGAGGUUCGGGAUCCGGGUCGGGGUCACCAUUCAAGGAUGAUAUAUUGAAAGGGAAGGUAGCCCUGUUGACUGGAGGUGCUUCAGGUAUUGGUUAUGAGAUAUCACUUCAGUUUGGGAAGCAUGGUGCGGCUGUUGCCCUGAUGGGCCGCCGUAAAUCCGUCAUCGAUGGUGCUGUCUCCUCUCUCCGAUCCCUUGGAAUUCAGGCAGUUGGCUUUCAAGGUGAUGUUCGCAAACAGGAGGAUGCAAAAAGAGUUGUGGAGUCAACAGUGGAGCAUUUUGGGAAGCUGGACAUUCUUGUCAAUGCUGCGGCUGGCAAUUUUCUUGUGUCUCCAGAGGAUUUAUCCCCAAACGGAUUUCGAACAGUGCUGGAUAUUGAUUCAGUCGGCACAUUUACCAUGUGUCACGAAGCACUUAAAUAUCUGAAGAAAGGCGGACCUGGAAGGCACUCGUCAUCAACAGGUGGGAUGAUAUUGAACAUUAGUGCCACUUUACAUUACACUGCUUCCUGGUAUCAAAUCCAUGUGUCUGCAGCUAAGGCUGCUGUAGAUUCACUUACCAGAACUUUAGCUCUCGAGUGGGGUACUGAUUAUGACAUUAGAGUUAACGGAAUUGCACCAGGCCCGAUAGGGGACACUACUGGUUUGAGCAAGCUCGCACCCAAGGAGAUCAAUAACAAAGGAAGUGAGUACAUGCCACUCUACAAAGUCGGGGAGAAGUGGGAUAUUGCCAUGUCUGCUCUCUACCUGGCAUCAGAUGCUGGUUAGUAUAUCCUUUUAAGGCUGUUGAUAGUGCUGUAAAAGAACCAUUUUUUUUUUGUGCAUCACACAGGCUUAAUGAUUAUAGUAAAAUAUAAUGUGUAUAGCUUGUGAUGUUCUCCGACUGGAACCUGGACGUCAUAACGGGAGAUGUCUGCCGGUGUCUCAUGUGGCCAAGCUGCAUAGGGCACCUUGCAUAAUUGCUGCAUUUCCAAAUUUAUUUUCCUUUGUUUUGGUUUUAAAUCCGCAUGUCUGAGCCCCUCUUAUAUGUUGUUAUCCAAUCUUAUUCCAUUGCAUAUUUUCUGCAGGCAAGUACAUCAAUGGAAGCACCAUUAUAGUCGACGGAGGGCUGUGGUUGAGUAGGCCUCGUCAUCUACCAAAAGAUGCUGUUCGACAGCUUUCCCGUGAAGUCGAGAAGAGAUCAAGAGACAAGCCAGUUGGUCUUCCAACCAGCAAACUUUAACUAAUAUCAAUUUAGAUCCUCCCAUGGAGAAAUUCUAGCCAUUUAUAGUGUGCAUGAUUACAGGGCAUAUCACUUUUUUUGUUAUAAAUAAUUACUUAAAAAAGAAAAGCGACCAAUUUUUUUUUUUUGAACAUCCAGUUGAACUGAUCUAAGAGAAGGAUUGAUUUCUAUUGGGGAUGUCUAUCAUGUUAAAAGGAGGUUCGUCAUGUUGAAGUUUUGGAACAAUCUUUGCUGCAAUGAAAAGCUUACUGCAUUAUGUGAUGUCUCAGUUUACAGUCGUUUAUGAUAUGAUUGAUGGUCCUUUUGUUUUCAUAAAUAGCAACCAAGCCUC
Messenger RNA from Oldenlandia corymbosa var. corymbosa, 1864 nucleotides. The record is from the annotation of a GenBank genome assembly. NCBI's taxonomy places the organism in Eukaryota, Viridiplantae, Streptophyta, Magnoliopsida, Gentianales, Rubiaceae.